Molecule: messenger RNA, 795 nt
Organism: Ictidomys tridecemlineatus (thirteen-lined ground squirrel)
Lineage: Eukaryota; Metazoa; Chordata; Mammalia; Rodentia; Sciuridae
Source: RefSeq, a predicted model, not a curated record
AUGUAUAAGGGCUUGAGUAACCAGGGCUAUAUGUCUCCUCUCUUCAGCCUUUGGCUCCAUGAGCACCAAGGGCAGGACAGAACUUUUCUUUCAGGCAAAAUCAUUGGGGGCCGGGAAGCUGUGCCUCAUUCUCAUCCCUACAUGGCAUUUCUUCGUAUCCAGACUCUAAACACAACAGAACGAUGUGGGGGUUUCCUUGUAUGUGAAGACUUUGUUGUAACGGCAGCCCACUGCUGGGGAAGUUCCAUCAAUGUCACCCUGGGGGCCCACAAUAUCAAAGAGAAAGAGAGGACCCAGCAGAUCAUCCCUGUAAAAAAAGCCUUCCCCCAUCCAGAUUACAACAGCAACUAUUUCAAUGACAUCAUGUUACUGCAGUUGGAAAAGAAGGCCAAGCUGACUGCUGAAGUGAGCCUCCUCAAGUUACCCUCAGAAAAUUCCCAGGUUAUACCAGGGAUGGUGUGCACUCUGGCGGGUUGGGAACGCAGUGGCCAAAACAUAUCCACAACGAAACUGCAUGAGGUACAGCUUGAAAUCCAAAAGGACAAGGAAUGUCUCUCUCGUUUCAAAGAACCAUACAACUCCACCAUCCAUAUUUGUGUGGGGAACCCAAAAGAGAAGAAGGCUUCUUUUAAGGGAGACUCAGGAAGUCCCUUUGUGUGUAAAAAUGUGGCCCAGGGCAUUGUGUCCUUUGGGCAAAAGGAGGGGACACCUCCAAGUGUCUACACCAGGAUCUCAAGCUUUCGAUGCUGGAUUAAAAAAACAAUGAAAUUCUUCAAACUCCAGGCACAAGACUGA